Molecule: messenger RNA, 1726 nt
Organism: Pararge aegeria (speckled wood butterfly)
Lineage: Eukaryota; Metazoa; Arthropoda; Insecta; Lepidoptera; Nymphalidae
Product: proton-coupled folate transporter-like
Exons: 7
Coding region: 89-1642 (517 amino acids)
Biological process (GO): transmembrane transport
Cellular component (GO): membrane
Molecular function (GO): transmembrane transporter activity
Source: RefSeq, a predicted model, not a curated record
UACAAGCAGACGACGUCAAUUUUCGCGAUGUAAAUAUUUUGUGUAAUUAUUUUUCAAUAAUAACGUUUCCGAGCUUAAUAACAACAAAAUGGAAAAGUUAAAAACCAAAGAAGUUAAAGAAUUAGAAGAUUUGGGCAAAGAAGAAAUAAACGAGAGUUCUCCCUUAAAAUGCGACCAUGAAACUAUUGAAAAGAAAGAAAAAAGUGAAAAACUAUCAUUCAUUCAAAGACUUAAGAUAAUUAAAGCCAACACAACAGUGGAACCUAUUCUGGCAUGCUAUAUAAUGCCGAGUGUACUAGCUUCGCUGGCAACGCAAAAUUUAAACCUAGAAAAGGCCUGUCUCGUAAACCUCAACUACAGUAGUGAAAUUUGUGACGCUUUAAAAUCUAGGCAGACGGAAAAUUAUACAGAAUACGAGGAGAAGGUUCAAACAUUAAUUGCCGGAAUUCAAGCUUGGAAGAAUGUCGUUCAAACUGCGAUCCCGGUUUUAAUUAUUCUGUUCGUGGGCGCAUGGAGCGACAAAACCGGCAAAAGAAAAGCGUGUAUACUGAUGCCGAUAGUCGGUGAAUUUAUAACAUGUAUAGGUUUCAUAAUUAACACAUACUUUUUACGUGAGCUACCCGCAGAAGUGACUGCUUUAACUGAAUCCAUAUUUCCAGCUUUAGUUGGUGGUUGGUACACCAACUUUAUUGGUGUGUUUAGCUACAUAGGUGACAUCACGUCUCCUGAGGAUAGGACCUACAGAAUUGGUAUUGCUAAUUUAUGCAUGUCACUCGGCUACCCGAUAGGUAGUGCGUUAAGUGGAGUACUGCUGACUUGGAUAGGUUAUUAUGGAAUAUUUUCGCUAUCAGCUAGCCUGUAUUUAUUCAGUCUUGUAUAUGGAUAUUUCUAUUUGGAAGAUCCUAGUCCGAAGCCCAGAGAUAAGAAAUACCUUGGAGUGUUCGGUUUCUUUAGAGAGUUCUUCGACGUCGGUCUCGUUAUGGAGACUUUUCGGGUUGCCUUCAAGAAAGACGAUGGCAACAGGAGGCUACGUGUCUGUUUGUUGCUUAUCGUUGUGUGCGUAGUGUUCGGUCCUAUGCAAGGUGAAUUUUCAAUACUAUACCUGUUCGCGAGAUUCAGAUUCAAUUGGGAUGAAGUGAAAUUCAGCAUGUGGUCAACGUACAGUAUAAUUACGAAUUUGCUAGGUACGGCUUUCUCAAUAAGUCUGUUCAGCAACUAUCUGAAGCUGGAUGACACGCUGCUAGGAAUUAUCUCAAACAUGAGCAAAAUCAUAGCGUCGUUCGCCUACGCGUUUGCCAGAAACGACUUCGAAAUAUAUCUAGCGCCCCUGUUGGAAAUUCUGAACGGCACGUCGUUUAUCGCUAUGCGGUCCAUUGCCACGAAACUCGUCAGCGGGGAAGAGUUUGGUAAAGUCAACUCUCUAUUUGGGCUAGCGGAAGCAAUGACCCCUCUAAUAUACGGGCCCCUGUACUCCAAGGUAUAUGUGGCAACCCUCAACGUGUUACCUGGUGCUGUGUUCCUGUUAGGAGCGCUGCUCACGUUACCAGCUAUUGCUAUAUUUGGGUGGCUCUACUUGGAGCACAAAAAGGAUAGACUGAAAAACAAUCAAGACAUAAAAAUUGGUGAUAAAGACAAAUGCUGAAAGAAAAUAAAUUUAAAUGUGUGUUGUACUUAUUUGUUGUAGUUGAUAUCUUAUCGAUUUGAAUAAUUAUUAGUCCUAAAGACA